AAACAAUUUCCAAAAACAUGCGGGACGUGAUUUGAAAUAUAUAAUUUAAAAAAAGGACUGGAUUUAGAGUAACCUCGCGCAGUAAAUCUGGGUCUCGUUGUAAUGUCAGCUGUAUGAUGGGGCGCUUGUUCUGAUGGUCCAAACCUCCCUUUUUGGCGGUAACAGCCCCGUGUUCAUUUGCUGCUAAUUGGACUAUAUGAGACCAAUAACAACCGAGCGCACACAGCCUGCAGCUAGAGAGCACAGAGAGGGGAGGACUCUCUCUCUCUCCCCCCCUCUCGCUCUCUCUCUCUCUCUCUAGUCACCGUCUCUCCCUUAAUCCCAUUUGCCAUUGUACAUGCCCAAUCGCCUAUACUUUCCGCAUUUAACUUGGAUGACAUUUUUAUUUCAUCAUUAGCAUCAGACACCAGACUGACUGACACGGUGGACCCAGUUCUUGCGUUUUAACGGAAGAGCCCGGGAUGAGGCAUCUCCAUGUUUGUAAGCGCGUGUGCUCUUUUUGCCUCUCGAACAGUUUAUUUCAUUAUUUUCUAGCCUAGACGGACGCGUUUCUUUUUGGUGAGCUUUUCGGCUGUGAAAUCAAGUUUCAGAGAAUAAAACAGGAACUCCUCGUAGCCAGGAUAACGACAGCCUGUAAGUCAACAUUGCCUUCCCCCCCUUUAAAAAAAAAAUAAUUCCUGCUUCCGUGGUCCCCUCGCGCUCAGACCACAACAACAGCGAUGCCAGAGACAACGCAAGAGACGUGCGCUUCGGCCAAGGACUCUCCUUUCUUCAUUAAGAACCUGCUGAACUGUGAUAGCAAACCGUCCAAGCCCAAGCCCGUACUGGCGGCCACCAAGGCAGCUUUAGAGGGAGGAUUUUCCCUUUCCCAGGUUGGUGACUUCAACUUUCCACGCUUCGACCUGCCCGCACAGAGAUUCAGUCUACCCGCUCACUACUUGGAGCGCACCUCAGCGUGGUGGUACCCUUACACCCUCAACUCAGCCGCCCAUCUACACAGAACUGAAGUCACCGAGAAACCAGGAGCCAGAGACUCCUCUCCAACUUCGGGCACGGACAGAGACUCGCCGGACCUGGCGCUCAAAUCCGAGCCAGACACCAAAGAUGACGACGAGGACGACGAGCACAACAACAACAAAAGCAGUGACGAGAUAAUCCUGGAGGAAAGCGACACGGAAGAGGCCAAAAAAGAUGAACUGGAGGAGUGGAAGAAAAGGGACGAUGACAAGAAGCCGUGCCGCAAGAAGAAGACGCGCACGGUGUUCUCACGGAGCCAGGUGUUCCAGCUGGAGUCCACCUUCGACAUGAAGCGAUACCUGAGCAGCUCGGAGCGGGCCGGCCUGGCCGCUUCCCUUCACCUGACGGAGACUCAAGUGAAGAUCUGGUUUCAGAACAGGAGGAACAAGUGGAAAAGGCAGCUGGCCGCGGAGCUAGAGGCUGCCAACCUGAGCCACGCUGCGGCGCAGAGGAUAGUCCGGGUGCCCAUCCUCUACCACGAGAACUCGGCCUCGGAGAGCGGAGGCGCCACUGCCAACGUGCCCGUGAGCCAACCGCUCCUCACUUUCCCGCACCCCGGCGUCUACUACUCCCAUCCCAUCGUCACAUCUGUGCCGCUGCUCAGACCAGUUUGAAAAUAGUUGAGUUUUUAGGCACAGCUUGGUGUCUGUUUCCUAUAUCAACUCAUUAAAAAAAAGAAAGAAAUCAAAAAUAAAAAGGACAAAAUAUUUUUAUACAACCGAGUGAAUGAAAAAAAGGAAAAAUGAGAGACUGUCACUGUCAGGCUUUCAUGGACCUAUUUUUGGCAAAUAGAUUGUUUCAUUUUUCAUAAAGAUGCCGUUUACACGUGAUCUGACAAUUUGAAUCCCAUUAUUAUUAUUAUUAUUAUUAUUAUUAUUAUUAUUAUUAUUACCUCAGGAGUCCACUUGCUUACACUGCCUGAUGAGUGUCUUUAUUAUUUUUUUUCCUCCCAGACUUUACACUGCGUUUGUAUCUGGACACGUCAGCUGUGUGACUAAAAAAAAAAAAAAUCACCAUGUUUACAAAAAGUGUCGGCCUGAAGGCGACACCUGCUCAUCAUUUAGCAUUUGAUUUUAUUCACAUUUCAAGAAUUGAUAUCACGAUGUGCAAUACACGGCAUGCUGUGAAUGAGUGAAACAGGAAACAUACGUUUUGUCAUCUGCUCAUGUUAAAAUAUUGACAAGGAUUUGAUGUAAUUAUUAUUAUUAUUAUUAUUAUUUUUAUUAUUAUUAUUAUUUUGCUUUCUAAAGCGUUUGUCGGGGGACAAUCAAGACACUCUGAGCUGUAAAAUACCCAUGUAGCUUUAUGUUUAGUUUUAGUAAUUCUCACUCUAGCCCCCUCUUCAUGGACACGUCUUUGAAGCACAAGUGUGAGGUCCAGUGUCUCCUGAGCUUUGUGUUUUUUGAGCAGGAACGGCAAAAAUAUCGACUACCCUGGUGUACAAAAUAUGUAAAUGUAUAUAUUUAAUGAGGCGCGGGGAAAGGCGAUUCCUCAUACGGCUUCUUCUUUGUACAGUUAAAACAUCGUUUUGAUAUUGUAUUGCUGAACCAUGUUGUGAAAUAAAUGGAGAAUAUUCCGUA
Messenger RNA from Oreochromis niloticus (Nile tilapia), 2597 nucleotides. It is a transcript of the gene hmx3a, whose product is annotated as H6 family homeobox 3a. Gene Ontology annotation, molecular function: DNA-binding transcription factor activity, RNA polymerase II-specific; RNA polymerase II transcription regulatory region sequence-specific DNA binding. The transcript has 2 exons. Bases 720 to 1631 code for a protein of 303 amino acids. The record is from RefSeq and is a predicted model, not a curated record. Lineage: Eukaryota; Metazoa; Chordata; Actinopteri; Cichliformes; Cichlidae. Gene Ontology annotation, cellular component: nucleus. Gene Ontology annotation, biological process: regulation of transcription by RNA polymerase II.